Molecule: messenger RNA, 1620 nt
Organism: Armigeres subalbatus
Lineage: Eukaryota; Metazoa; Arthropoda; Insecta; Diptera; Culicidae
Product: splicing regulatory glutamine/lysine-rich protein 1-like
Exons: 2
Coding region: 169-1620 (483 amino acids)
Source: RefSeq, a predicted model, not a curated record
UUGAAUUUUAAUUUUAGUCAAGUAAAUUUUGUAGUUUAAGUGAAUUGGAUUUUGUUUAUUUUUUCUAAUAUAGUAUAAUUAUUUUAAAUUUGAAUUGAAUUGAGACUGAAUUUUUAUAAUAUUUUGAUACUGAAAUUUUCAGCAAACUGAAAUUGGACUGAUCUCAAAAUGAGCGGUCCGUACAUUUUACCGGAAGCGGAGCAUUUAUUGGUGGAGGAGGUCGAUUUUGAUCUGAAUCUCAGAGGUCAAGUAGUCGACCGUAGAGAAACUUUGGAAGACAAGCAAAGAUUUUUGAGAAGAUUAUUGUUGGAGGAGAAGAAAUCGAAGACUAAGCGUCAAGGGAAGCAUUAUUUCAAAGACGAAGUGGAAGUAAUUAGCGAAAAAGUGGAAACGAUUUCCGCAGGAUUGAGUAAACGACUCGAUCGGGUUUUGAUUUCGAGAUUACGGCAUUACUUAAUUCGUGCUCAUACUGCCAUCGUUCAAACCGAGCGUGAGGAAAAAGUUAGGAAAGAAAUUUGUCAACAAAUAGAAGAAGUAUUGAAAAGUUUCAAGCUUAAGGUUUUUAUGAAUUCAGAAGAGUUGAACAUAGAAAAGGAUCAGAAGAAUACAGAGACGACAGGAGAUGAGGUUGGAAAAGUAAAUACUAUGGAAGAAAAUACACGAAAAGAUAAAAAAGAUGUAGAAGGAGAAGACAAUUCAGGAGACGAAUUAGACGACAGGGCAGCUGAAAAGCAAAAAGAGUUAGAUGAAGAGUGGAAAGAAUUUAUUCUGUGGAAACAGGAUAAAAUUUAUAACGAAGCAAAAGAAAGAAGUAAAAUCCACAAAGCAGAAUUGUUAGAGACACAAUUAGAGAAGGAAAGAAAAGCGAACGUUGAUAAAAGGCCACCGGAGUGUAAUAAGAGCCGGAAAUCUCGUUCGAAUUAUAGAAUGGAUAGUGAUUUUAGUAGAAGUGAAACCGAGCAGAGUAGUGAUGAAAGGUCGCCGGAGCGUUAUAAGAACCGGAAGUCACAGAGAGAAACUAGUAGAGAAAGGAAGAAAGACAAAUGCAGGAGUGACCGCCGGCCGCCGGAGAGCAAUAAGAGUCGAAAGUCGCACAGGGAACAAGAAAAUUUAGUGAAGUUGGCAAGAAGUAAGGGUGAUAGACGACCGCCGGAGAGCAACAAGAGUCGAAAGUCACGAAGAAGUGUGAGUAAGGAAAGCAGAAGAAGAAAUAAACGGUAUAGUAGUUCCGAAAGUAGUCUAGAAAGAAGAGGUAAAGAUAGAAUGGGAAGAAAAUCUAGGAGAGAUACCAGUGGUUCAACGGAUGAAUGGAACACUGAGUGUGGCCGUGGCCAUAGACAUCGUAGAAGAUCACUUUCAUCAGCAAGUUCGGAGUUUCAUAAAAAUCAUAAGGGUUGUCUUCUCCUUCUGACACGCGCUCGUGAUACUACUACCGACGGCAACAUUCUGCUGUCGCCAAGCGAUUAUAAUUUGCACUUUAGGAAAAAAUCGUCUAGGUUUAACCUUCGCUUCCACAAAAUUGUGAUCUAUCGAUCGAUUGUUAAUAAUCUGCCUUCCCAAUCACAAACUGCAACAAAACCAAUUAAGAAGCUUGAUAAAAUUUCACUUGGCUGCCACUGA